AUGCAGGCUAUCCAAUCCAAACAGAUCGGUACCGAAGGCUGGCUGCAGGACACUGUGCGCUCGCUGGGCUCGUACGCACAGACAAGCACCCCCGCUUACACACUCGCCGCCCUGUUCGCCCUUUCCACCCCUUUCGGUUUCGCUUCACCUGCACAGGCCGCCGCUGAAGCCGCAGCCAAGCUGCAGCGCCAGAAGCAACUCGCUCAAGCUUCGACAGCUGCCUCAAGUCAGGGCUCAAAUGGUCUUGUUGCCCGCCUGGUCGCCAAUGUCCAGGCUCAGAAAGUUGCCUCGGCUCAAAUGCAGCCGCCCUUGCGCACCGUCCCGCCCUUCUGGCAGCUCGCGUUCUUUGCAGCCGCAUUCAGCACGGGCGGAUACAUGAUCGAUCAAGGCGAUCAGCUCAAUGGCAGUGGCGUCAUCACGGCUUGGUCCCUGACGUAUCUCAUCUUCAAAACGGCUCCUUCCUUGAAACAGCUUCCCAAAAAUCCGCUUGCCUUGUCGCUCUCGGCUGCUGUGCUCUCAGUUGGUCUCGGUGUGCACGGCAGUCACUACUUUGAUAGGACCAGCUGGCGAGGUGCGAUGCCAUCCUUGGCGGGUGCGGGUGAAGCGGAGGUAUCUACAAAGGGUCGAUCGAGCCUACUUUCCUUUGACACGUUCGGCAAGACAGAUCAAACCAAGGCACCAGCCAGCAUCUUUGCUAGCGGACAAUAUUCGACCAUGGCGAGCGCGGCCAAUGUAUCCGAGCAAGUCAAUUUUAGUGCACAUGCGAGUCUCGGCUCCGCUCGCAACAACGAUCAAGCCCGAACUGUUGCCUUCUUGCGUCGCCAAGGAUCAUCACAGCCAGCACCCAUCGUUGCGUGA
Sporisorium graminicola is the source of this 858-nucleotide messenger RNA. RefSeq lists its product as uncharacterized. Bases 1 to 858 code for a protein of 285 amino acids. NCBI's taxonomy places the organism in Eukaryota, Fungi, Basidiomycota, Ustilaginomycetes, Ustilaginales, Ustilaginaceae. The transcript has a single exon. The record is from RefSeq and is a predicted model, not a curated record. Gene Ontology annotation, cellular component: mitochondrion.